AUGGAUGUCGCGUCGCAGCAGCGAUUUUUCCCAGUCACACGCGCCGGAGCUUACUAUGCGGGGCUCCGGCCGUCCGCGGGGGCGUAUCUUACGCCUCGCUCGGGGUUACGAUACAACAUGUUUCUUCACUUUCAAUUAAGUAACGCGAAACAAACACACGCCCUCGCUGUACGUCCAACGCGUUCGCUUAGGACCGAUGUUCGCUGCCCGUGGGAGUUCCGUCGCGCCCACGCGGCGCGCAACCCGCGCGACGUCCACGGUGCACUAUUCCAACAACUGCGCUUCGCCAAUCCUGCGCGCGGCAGGUUUUCGCCCAGUCAGCCUGUUGUGCAACACGGCACUGUCAUCGUGGGAGCUCUCAGGACGGCGGAGGUGGGGCGCAGAGGUGCGGGCAGAGGCAGGGAGGCGUGGAGAACAGGAAAUGUGGCGAAGCAGGGGAAUCCAGUGAAACAGACGACCUCUGAAGACUCACUCUCCACGGGAAGUAUGCGAAUACUUUCGAUACAUUCUCGUAUAGCCUCUGACCACACAUUGCGCAUUCAUGGGGAGGCCGUGCCCCUCCCCUCUCCGCCCUCGCCCUCUCCCUGGCCGGUGGGAGCCGUGGAAGAGGGGAAGAGGGAGAGAGGGAGGGGGAGGGGGAAGGAGGCGAGCGCACGCGGUCCGCUGGCCCGGGGCCAAGCGAUUCGAGCAACGCCACUGGGCUUCGGAACGAGUUCAGAGCUGCACUGGCGGGAUGUCUCUAGUUCAAGGCGCUCUUGCCGAAAUUCUGUUCAUUUACGUCCGUCUGCCGACCUGCGUAGCGAAGACAGCUGCGGCGGCGACCGCGCCGCAGCGAAAGGCUGCGAGUUCGAAUCUCGCGAAAGCAAUGGAAGGUUACGUGAUGGUUUGCCAUUGCCCCGCCACAGAACGAAAACGGCCUUGGAUUACGCGGGAUUCGAACCAAGAACACCAGCGCGGGCCGGCGGUCACCGCGGUCGCGGCCGCUAUUUAGGUCGCCUGGUGAAAUGGCGAGCUGGGAGAAAGAAGACUCCGGGACACCUGCUGCGUACUCAUCGCUUCGCACCGCUGCCACGUGGAUCGUUCGGGCUUCGAAGCGAGUUUGUCGGACCUUCGAGGCAAAAUACAAAAAUUGAAAGGAUAUUAUACUACGUCAGCGAAUUUUCGACUGGCACCAGUCUUGUGACUAAAAUGGCGGCUUGA
Molecule: messenger RNA, 1200 nt
Organism: Gryllus bimaculatus (two-spotted cricket)
Lineage: Eukaryota; Metazoa; Arthropoda; Insecta; Orthoptera; Gryllidae
Source: the annotation of a GenBank genome assembly